AUGUCGUGGCAUGUAUGUGCACCAGAUGAAGCCACUCCGCUGGAGCGCCUCGCGCAGAAUCUCCUGGGUGGAGAUGGUGGGGAAUUGAGAACAAGCCCAUCGCAUUCCUUCGAGAUGUACGUGGUGGCUGCCGAUGUCGUAAUUAGCAUGAAAGAACUCGUCCCACAUGAGACGCUACUGGCGAAUGGGUCCUUGAACUCCUUCGACGAGAGCCAAGGCAAUGCCAUGUUCGUAUCACAUCAGUGGGCGAGCUCCUCUCAUCCGGAUCCAAACAUGGAGCAGUUUUGUGUAUUGCAGGAUGCUUUGAAAAACAUUAUGUCUGCCAAGAGGCUCUUCGUUUGGUACGACUUCUUCUCCUGUCCGCAGUCUGCCUCAGCCGAACAGCCGCGUCAGUUGGCCAUACGAAGCAUUCCGACUUACGUGGACAGGUGCCAGUUCUUCAUCAUCCUCUGCCCCCCUGUGCAGCACACAGAGCAGGAGUUCACUCUGAACCGCCGCAGUUGGGAAAGCCGAGGGUGGUGCAGGUUAGAGCGCAUGGCGCAAGAGCUGACGACAAGGGCUGAUGCAUGCUUCGCCGUAGAGUUCAAGAGUGCUACUCACCACGAGGAAGUAGCACCCUUCGGCCGCGAGAAGGCCCCUGUAGGACUAGGGCAUUUUACUGUGGAGUCGGAUCGGCAAAUGAUAGCGCAGGUUUUACAAGGCAUGGUGCGGAGGAAGCUGCACUCAUAUCUGCUGCAGGGCGAGGUUCACAACUACCGAUUAAUGCUGAACCUGCAGCGUGUCCACUACAGGGGUCUCCCCCUAAAUCCAAUUGAUGACCUGGUGCCAGCAGUUCAGUCCGGCACGCAAGACCCGGCUAAGUUCGCUGCAGAAAGCUUUCUGCUCCAGAAUGGUUUUCAGUCCGUCUCUGAGCGAACAGCUGCUGGCUGGACUCCAGUCUGCUUUGCUGCUUUGGAUGGCAGUCCGCUGUUGAUGAUGGCGCUUCUAGAGAUGCGUGCAAAUGUAGAUGAUCGCAUCGAGAAUACGCAGCCAUCGAGCACAUUCGGACAGAACGCUCACUUGAUCCACAUGUGCGCCUUCCUUUCGAACAACGAUGCUCUCCAUGUCCUCUUGGGCUGUCGGGCAGAUUUGAGGUUACUGGAUCGCUACGGAGCGACGGCGCUUCAUUGGGCCGCCUUUGCAAACAACGUGAAUGGCAUUGAUGCUUUGCUUUCGGCUGGCGUAGAUCCGAUUCGCCGGAAUAUCCUGGAUGCUACAGCCUUUCGAGUGGGAGCUCUUGCAGGUUCCAUCGAAGCUAUGAAGGUACUGCUGCCUCUGACGCCAAGUCAAGAAGUUCACCUUUCCGUGCACGAUGCCCUCCUCCAUGGCGCGGGAACUGCAGAGGUGAUGUCGGCUUUGAUCACGAUGAAAGCGGAUGUAAACCACCAGUUAGCAACGCCGUUUUUGAGCCCACUAGGCAUUUGGUUCGGAUGCCUCAGUUUGCGACACCGAUGGAGCGAAUCGAAGCUGAGUGCUUAUGCAUACCAUCACUACAGCGCCACCCCUCUCAUGGGCAGCAUCAUAACGACAUCCUUUGAGGCUACCAAGGCCCUGCUGGCAGCAGGAGCCCGAACAGAUCUGCGAAAUGCACGAGGGCGGACUGCAGCCGACUUAGCCAUUGAGAUGGGAGCUCCUGAUUAUGUCCUUUCUGCAUUGGCGGAUCCUACUUAUGCUUGCGUCUCUGACGUGGGCACAGAAGACUCGGACAUGUGCACAACCAGGCUGUAG
Molecule: messenger RNA, 1767 nt
Organism: Symbiodinium necroappetens
Lineage: Eukaryota; Dinophyceae; Suessiales; Symbiodiniaceae
Source: the annotation of a GenBank genome assembly